Molecule: messenger RNA, 1250 nt
Organism: Nematolebias whitei (Rio pearlfish)
Lineage: Eukaryota; Metazoa; Chordata; Actinopteri; Cyprinodontiformes; Rivulidae
Product: ER lumen protein-retaining receptor 2
Exons: 5
Coding region: 190-828 (212 amino acids)
Biological process (GO): endoplasmic reticulum to Golgi vesicle-mediated transport; protein retention in ER lumen
Cellular component (GO): cis-Golgi network; membrane; endoplasmic reticulum
Molecular function (GO): ER lumen protein retrieval receptor activity
Source: RefSeq, a predicted model, not a curated record
CCUUCCACGUCGACCUGCACUCUCGCCAUAUUCUCAACUCCGUAUCCGGCAGACCUGUGAACCCCCACUAAGUUACCAAGACAGGUUUUACAAGGCAGCAGAAAGUGUGCACAGACUGAUUCGGGAUUAAACGGAAAAGUGAGAUUUUCGUCGUGAUCCUAGCGGUGUGUGUUUAUUCAUCCUGCAGAAAUGAACGUCUUCAGACUCACGGGGGACCUAUCUCAUCUCGCUGCCAUCAUCAUCCUACUCCUUAAAAUAUGGAAAAGCAGGUCGUGUGCAGGUAUCUCUGGAAAGAGCCAGAUUCUGUUUGCCCUCGUGUUUACGACACGUUACCUGGAUCUGCUCACCUCUUUCAUCUCUCUGUAUAACUCGAGCAUGAAGGUGAUCUACAUCAGCUGUUUGUACGCCACAGUAUACCUGAUUUACAUGAAAUUCAGGGCUACCUACGAUGGAAACCACGAUAGUUUCAGGGUGGAGUUCCUGAUCGUUCCUGUCGGGGGUCUUGCUGUUCUCAUCAACCAUGACUUCUCCCCCUUGGAGAUCCUUUGGACGUUCUCCAUCUACCUGGAGUCUGUGGCGAUCCUUCCCCAGCUCUUCAUGAUCAGCAAGACCGGGGAGGCUGAGACCAUCACCACCCACUACCUGUUCUGCUUGGGCCUGUAUCGGGCCCUCUAUCUUUUCAACUGGAUCUGGCGUUACUACUUUGAGGGAUUCUUUGAUAUGAUCGCCAUUGUGGCGGGUGUAGUCCAGACUAUCCUCUACUGUGACUUCUUCUACCUUUAUGUUACUAAAGUGUUGAAAGGCAAGAAGCUGAGCCUGCCAGCGUAACGACCAGCAGGAGACGGCGACUCCCAGCAGCCUCAGGGGGUGCAGAGAGGACUUAAUGGAUUCUCGUGACCUAUAGAAACGGAUGCCUGGAACAGAGAGUCAACUAUCAUGGGGGGGAAACACUAGUUAUCUUGAUGAUUGCAGAUGGAACUGGUAAAAACCAACAAAACACCAGAGCUGAACAAAGAUCAUUACAGAUCAACUUUUGGAUUUCUGUGUUCAGCAUCUUGCCUUAAACUUGUUUUCAUUGCUGUUCAAAAUAGGAUUUAUUUUAAACGUGUGAGGUGUAUUUCCUUUUUUUUCCUUUCAAUUUGUUUUACUUUUUAUAUAAUGUCACAAAACUAGAUUCUGAAAAGUACCUUGUUUGACUUGGUGAGAAAUGCACAAAAUAAAAUGUCCUAUUAAAGAAUGAGAUGAACAGA